Sebastes umbrosus (honeycomb rockfish) is the source of this 4309-nucleotide messenger RNA. RefSeq names its product voltage-dependent calcium channel gamma-4 subunit-like. Gene Ontology annotation, molecular function: channel regulator activity; voltage-gated calcium channel activity. The coding region runs from base 404 to 1372 and encodes 322 amino acids. Lineage: Eukaryota; Metazoa; Chordata; Actinopteri; Perciformes; Sebastidae. Gene Ontology annotation, cellular component: postsynaptic density membrane; voltage-gated calcium channel complex; AMPA glutamate receptor complex. The transcript has 4 exons. Gene Ontology annotation, biological process: transmission of nerve impulse; neurotransmitter receptor internalization; calcium ion transmembrane transport. The record is from RefSeq and is a predicted model, not a curated record.
CUUCUUUGGCAAUGGGGUUUAACAGAGGCGCAGUCUGUGUAGGAACAGAGAAAAGAGUUUUGAGACAAAGAUAAAGACAGGAGUGGUGAGGAGGUUGGAAGUGUUGGGAAUUGGUACACGAUGUGCGCGCAUCACACCUGUGUGGAGCCUCUGGAGUGGACACAAGUGGUGUCCUCUCAUAUUCACAGCUGCAACCAGUUGCUUUGAGCAUCAGGUGAGCCUUUCAGACAAUAUUACUGCUUCUUCUUCUUUUUUUUCCUGGACUACACUUUUUUUUAGCCUAGGAGCAGAGAGACGCACCUAGACCUUAUGAGCAGAUCAUCCGCGCCCUGACGCGCUCCUCUGAGCUCCUCUGAGCGCAUGUUGGACCGGUGAGCCUGUUGGACUAGUAUGAAGCUCCAUCAUGGGUUGGUGUGACCGUGGGGUUCAGACGCUGCUGGCCACUGUGGGGGCUUUUGCAGCCUUCAGCCUCAUGACCAUCGCCAUCGGCACGGACUACUGGCUCUAUUCUCGGGCGUACAUCUGCAACAUCACCAAUGCAUCGACGGACGACACCCAGCCUAGAACCAAGAAGGGAGAUCUCACUCACUCCGGUCUAUGGAGAAUCUGCUGUAUUGAAGGCAUCAAUCAAGGCAGCUGUUUCCGAAUCAACCAUUUCCCCGACGACAACGACUACGACACAGACAGCUCUGAAUACCUGCUGCGCAUAGUUCGUGCCUCCAGCGUGUUCCCCAUCCUCAGCACCAUCCUGUUGAUGCUCGGCGGGCUGUGCGUCGGGGUGGGCCGAGUCUACAACAAGACAAACAACGUCCUCCUCAGUGCGGGCAUUCUCUUUGUAGCCGCAGGUCUGAGCAACAUAAUUGGCAUCAUCGUCUACAUCUCCAGCAACGCAGGAGACCCCAGUGACAAACGCGACGAUGACAGGAAGUACACUUACUCCUACGGCUGGUCGUUCUACUUCGGCGCCCUCUCCUUCAUCGUGGCUGAAACUGUGGCCGUCCUCGCCAUCAACAUCUACAUUGAAAGAAACAAGGAAGUCCGCUGGAAGGCGCGGCGCGAGUUCAUUCGCUCGCUUUCCUCGUCUUCGCCGUACUCGAGGAUACCUAGCUUUCGCUACCGCCGGCGGACGUCACGCGCCAGCUCUCACUCGACGGAGGGGUCGCGGGAGAACUCGCCCGUGGCCGGCCUGAAGGGGGUGCCAUCUUCCAGCGGGCCCCUGGACGAGCUGUCCAUGUACGCCCUGGCGAGGGACAGUGUGACGGACAACACGUACAGCCCCGAGCACGAGGGGGCUGCCGAGUUCCUCCAGGUCCAUAACUGUUUCCCCAACGAUUUAAAGGACGGGGUGAAUCGCAGGACCACGCCGGUGUGAGAGGCGUGUCGCUGGGCUCGAGGUUCACCUAUGGAGUGGAUGAACAGGAAAUGACGGGCUAAUCUGUUGGAGCCCGACUGCUUGUGAUCGCCUGAGGCGCAGUUUUCAGAGAGACAGUCCUUUUUCGAAAGGACCUGAGGAGAAGGAGAGGACAGGCAGCUGGACGGAAGAUGAGCCAACGAACAGAACCUGAGAACCAUUUAUCUGCUUUUAGAGAUCAUCAAAGCAGAGUAGAGUUACAUAGUCUGUCCUGUAGCUGAUUCGAAAUCGGUGUUAUCUUUCAACUGUCGAAAUGCUUCAACGAGCUGGAUCACAACCCUUGUUUGUGUAAUGGUUACUAAACAUCAUGGGUGUGUGACGCGUCGAAAUGAGCAGUAUUCUACCUGUAAAUUAUUCAACAAGGUGCUAUAAAUGAAAUGUACUUCUUUAACUUGAAAGUGUUCCAUUUGUGUGUGCAGUUGCUAUAAAGUGUGGACCCUUCGCCAACAUUUAUACCGUGUCCUCAUAACCAGUUUGGUCUUGCCUUAUACUCUAAUCAUCACGGAAAGGCGUAUAAAUAGCACAACAUUACAAGGACAUUCCGUGUGUCAUGAGGACCCAAUUUAGCCUUUUUGUGUGUUAUUUGUAUGUUGCUUUUCACGUAUCAUUUGUACGCCAUGCAACAAAACUACGGUAACGUCCGCAGUUAGGUUUAGGCAACAAAACCACUUAGUAAUGAUCAGGACAAACAUCAUGGUUGAGCUUAAAAUAAAUAGGUAAACUAAGCAAAAUACUUAUAUAAACAACGGAACAUAUGUACGGAAACACGUCGCAAAAGUCACUAAAAACAUGCCAGAAACAUCACUAAAAACACGUCACAAACGUCAUUAAAAACAUGCCAGAUACGUCACUAAAAACACGUCAUAAAAGUCACUAAAAACACGUCACAAAAGUCACUAAAAACAUGCCAGAUACGUCACUAAAAACACGUCACAAAAGUCACUAAAAACACGUCACAAACGUCACUAAAAACAUGCCAGAUACGUCACUAAAAACAUGUCACAAAAGUCACUAAAAACAUGCCAGAUACGUCAUUAAAAACACGUCACAAAAGUCACUAAAAACAUGCCAGAUACGUCAUUAAAAACACGUCACAAAAGUCACUAAAAACACGUCACAAACGUCACUAAAAACAUGCCAGAUACGUCAUUAAAAACACGUCACAAAAGUCACUAAAAACACGUCACAAACGUCACUAAAAACAUGCCAGAUACGUCACUAAAAACAUGUCACAAAAGUCACUAAAAACACGUCACAAACGUCACUAAAAACAUGCCAGAUACGUCAAUAAAAACACGUCACAAACGUCACUUAAAACAUCCCAGAUACGUCACUGAAAAACUAAACAGCGGUCUCCUGGUUAAACGUUAAACGUUGCGUGUUUGUUGGCCCCCUCCCCGCCAUACGCAGUCUUUCUCGCUGUUCAUUCUACGCCACUAUCUCUGAGCGUUUACAUUUACACAGAUGCGUUUAUAUCAGACUCAGAACAGACAUCAUGGAGUAGGCCUACACAUGAAACGCCAAAAGCAAGAAAUUCGUAUUGCACGCUAAACGCCUUGUGCAUUAUCGUGGCAUUCAUACGCCUUUUCGUGCGAACGGGCUGAAUCAUAGGUUUGAAGGAGACAACAGGGACUUUCUCUCUCUCUCUUGGCACUGUCCUUAAGAAUAACAUAUGGCCUUUUAAACAAACUCAUAUUAUAACGUGUAAGGUUUGGGAGUUGUAUUGAAUGUUUAGUAUUUUAGCAGAUUGUACAAGUGGACCAUUCAAUCCUCCAAGCAGUAGGAAAUGUUUUGUCUCCCUCGCCGUCUUCUUCCUGAAUCCUAUUCUUCUCUGACAUUUCAGUCGGAACAAAAUGUCCGUUUUUGUCAAAGAGCUCCUCUUUGAAAUUGAACCACUUUUUAUUCACUUCCAUAUCAGUCCGCUUGCCGUCCAUCACACCCUCCUCCCCGAUGGAUGUGACAUUGUGGAUGUGCCUGUCACAAGAGAAGACCAAAAGGGGGAUGCCCGGAACUGUGGAAGCGGCACAGGUCAGGACUUCCUCCUCGCUCUGAAUGAAAACAUCCAGAGUGUUUAAUGGAUAAGGAUCAGAGAGCCAGGCGGAGGAUGCUCGUCUGUCUGUCACACCGCCUGUGAGUCCAUCUGGCUGCCCCCCCACCCUCUCAUGUCGAACAGAGGACCCUGACAGAAGCAGAGGGAGCUGUCUGCGACGGCGUCCCUGAAGGAUUUGGCUCUAACAGCCAGACAUGUGUGUGUUUUUCCCGUCGUCCUGCACGUCCAUCACUGCCCUUUUUUUUUUUUUGUUAGUUCUCUCAGGAAAUACUGUGUUGUUGUGGCAGGUCGGACAUUUUUGAGGUCCUCUCCCUACUUCGUGGCAGUACUGGGAGACGGACCAGUGAUAAAGAUGAACCUGGUGAAAAAAAGAAAAUGCCAUAACUGUAUUUAGUAAAAUGCUGUGAGUGUGUUUGCUUGAGCUUGCUCCAAGAAACCAGCUGGGGUGGGUUUUUUCUUCAGUCUUUAGGGCUAUUCAGUUGGUUUGGCAGCGAGCUCACUCAACCACAGAGUCGUAUUUGAUUGUAUUUAGCGUGUUUGAUAUUCCACUAGAGGUAACACUUCAGGCUUAUAGCUCAUGUAAAAGAAAGCCAUCGGUAUGAUCCCUUCUGAGUGUAGAUCUUACACUUUUAUAUCACGGUUUUUGGGGGGAAAAAAUCCAAAUGUGUCUGUUUGUAAUGUAAAGCUGUAAAGUUGUAUAUAAAAGUACAAUAAAAAAAUACAAAAAAAUAACUUUUAAUGUGCAACAGAGGAUUCAAAGCAUUAUUUUACUGAACAAUGUCUCAAUAAUAAUAAUGCAUACAAUUGAAAACAUACUGUACAUAGACCAAUAAACUAAAUCAGGGUUA